AUGACCCAGCUGUGCCUGUGGGUCCCAUGGCUCCUCUUUGUGUGGCAACCUUUGUGGUCCACACAAACCUUUUUUUGCCAAGGUUUGGUCCAGGCCACCAAACCUUGGCAAACGACCCAGGACCCAGUCCAGCUGACUUUUGACUCCUCAGGGCUCUCAGAGUCCUCGGUUUCACACUUCUCUGAUCACCCUCCUAGAUCACCCGAUGGCCUCACAGGGCCAGCAGAUCCUGGGGCCUUUGAUUACCUGGCCUCUUCUACUGCCUCACCAGCUUUGAUCCUGCCUAAAGAGUUGACUGAGGGUUUGGUUCCAUUCUUGGACUCGAAUUCUGCUCAAGAGCUGCCCCCACAACCAGAUCACCUUGAAGUUAUGUAUCAGGAUCUGAAUGACAAGCAACAUUGGCAACAAAGGCUCCCUAAUGUAGUUCACAUGCCAGAUGGAGAUAUGCCUCCUCGACUCAGGCAUAAGAUGGAAACUGCAGGUCUAGAUCAGGCUGUGGAUCAGUCAUUUGAAACAUUUGUUCCAACUCUAGAUAGUCUGAGCUCAAAGGCAACCAAGUUGAUUGUUUCACCUCUGAAGUUGAAGAAGGAUCUAGCUCAGCAUCAGCAACUUGCUGAGCUUGCUGGGAUGCCAGGCCAAUCUGCAAAGCCUCAGCGUCCAGAGCCAAUUCUGCAGGAUGAUUAUGAACAUCCUAGCGUGGAUACAGUUUAUCCUGGCAUUAAACCUCUGGAAUUCCAGGUGAACCCACGUGAGCUGCGGGAGUCCUCUGAGCAAAUGGAACCAUCUCAAUUUCAGCUAGAGGGCCACUCCUUUUCACUCCAACAAGAAGCCCCAGCUCAACAUCUACAGCACCUUGAAAAGGAAUACUAUCCCUCAACUCAGGAGGAGGCCCCACCUCAAAAACAACAGGCCCCUGAGGAGGCAAAACUUUCUUUAACUCAACGGAUGGCUUCAGCUCAGAAUCAAGUUGUUCCUCAAGUUGGAGGUCAGUCAUCAGUGCACCAUGAAGUGAACGCUCCAUCUCAAGGUCCAAAGGAAGAUCUCCACUCAGAUUUGCCCAGUGUCACAGCUAAACCAGCAGACACGGAGCUUACAGUAACACCAAAGGGACGUAAGGAUGCUCAUCCUAUUCUAAACCAGCAUCAGACCACAGCAUAUACUGAAGGGCACCAUGAGGAGAUGAAAUCUUCCUCAAGUCAAUCAAGAGCCCUGCAUGCGACCCCACAGGUCCCUGAGUUGGUGAGAUCUUCAACCCAGUCAGCGGGCCAAGUUGAAGUACUAAAGUCCCUGUUGGAGAAAAUAGCUCCGACCCCACUGGGUUUUGAGGCACAAGUUCAGCCUCAAAGUCAGGAUCAAACUCAUUAUCAUGUUCCCAAUGUGACAUUUAAGCCUACAGAUAUGGGGGUUCCCAUAACUUCAGAGACUACCAAAAAAGUUGAAUCUUCUUCAACCAAGAAAGUGAUCUUAGCUCAGAUUCUGCAAGUUACUAUGGAGGGAAAACCUUCUCCCAGUAAAGGGAAGGUACUAGAGCAUUAUGCUGAGUCUCCUAAACAGGCUAACCUUUUAGAUAAGUAA
Messenger RNA from Ochotona curzoniae (black-lipped pika), 1575 nucleotides. RefSeq names its product leucine-rich repeat-containing protein 37B-like. NCBI's taxonomy places the organism in Eukaryota, Metazoa, Chordata, Mammalia, Lagomorpha, Ochotonidae. The record is from RefSeq and is a predicted model, not a curated record. The transcript is spliced from 2 exons. Bases 1 to 1575 code for a protein of 524 amino acids.